This is a messenger RNA of Zea mays, 1284 nucleotides long. RefSeq lists its product as uncharacterized. The record is from RefSeq and is marked validated. NCBI's taxonomy places the organism in Eukaryota, Viridiplantae, Streptophyta, Magnoliopsida, Poales, Poaceae.
ACCUGGGACUGGGAGGCUGGGAAUCCCGGCAGGCAAAGCGAAAGCAUCCGCGCGAGAGGCGUCGCGUGUUCCUUGCUUCGUCCUCACGUGCCGUGGCCCUUCCGCUUCCCCCGUAUCCGCCCGUCCUGUUCCCGCCCCGAGCGAACCGGCGGCGGCGGAGGCGAUGCAGCACGAGCCGUGGCGGCCUGGCGCUGAGCCCGCCGCCGGGGCUGGGGCGGGCCCUGCUCCCACCACCGUCGACGAGGCAUCCAUGGAGCGGAGCAUGAGCUUCGUCAAGGCGCUUCAGGAGCUCAAGAACCUGCGCCCGCAGCUCUACUCGGCCUCCGAGUACUGCGAGAAGUCCUACCUCCGCAGCGAACAGAAGCAAGUGGUGCUGGACAACAUGAAAGAUUACGCUGUCAGGGCCCUGGUCAACGCUGUCGACCAUCUUGGCACAGUGGCCUACAAGCUGACAGACCUAUACGAAGAGCAGGCUUCAGAAAUAACAACCCUCGAGUUGAAAGUAGCAUGCUUGAACCAGCAAGUCCGUACCUGCCAGACAUACACGGACAAAGAAGGCCUCAGACAACAGCAGAUGAUGGGGGCUGCCAGAAGACACCAUAACCAUUACAUCGUACCAUAUGCGGGAAACAAAAGAAUGCAGGCCUUCUCUGUUACGCAAGCCGAUGCUGAUUUCGACCCAACGCCAAGGCCUUUCUCUUCAGCAAGGACCCUUGAGUGGCAUUUGGUUUCCGAGAAGAAUUCCAAAACCAGUAGACCAGAUCAGUCUGAAAUUGCCUUAGGAGAAACAAAAACUACUAAGGCUUCGUCAAGUGGUUUCCGCCUUCUCGGCAAGGAAUCAUCUGCAUCUCCCUUGUCCAGGAAUGUGCAGUCCAACAUAACCAGUUUGGAUAUUGUCAGUGCCGGCAUGAAGGAUCAGCCCACGACCAGGCACUUGUCAUCGUUCAGUUCUUUGGACAACCCCAGGGGCCGACAAAUCCAGAAGGCUCCGCUUCGCACAAAAAGUAUGCUAGCCGCUUUCUUUGUCAAACACAGAUCAGCAAAGAUGAAAAACGUCUCUGUGCGUUGAUCAACUGCAAGCCAAGCCUGUAGUUUGCUCCAGCCAAACCGACGUGGAAGUGUUAAGGGCAUGAGAUGUAUACAUGUUUGUAUAUGGUAUUUGGGUCUUGUAUGCUAGUGCUCUAGAGAUAAACCUUUACGGAUGCGCUUUCAAUCUAGAGUCUUUGGCAUCUUGCUCAUGACCUUAAUGUAAUGAUUUAUAUGGAUAUAUAUUACUAGUUUUAU